Messenger RNA from Capra hircus (goat), 2395 nucleotides. It is a transcript of the gene TLCD3A, whose product is annotated as family with sequence similarity 57 member A. The transcript is spliced from 6 exons. Bases 139 to 948 code for a protein of 269 amino acids. NCBI's taxonomy places the organism in Eukaryota, Metazoa, Chordata, Mammalia, Artiodactyla, Bovidae. Gene Ontology annotation, biological process: lipid homeostasis. The record is from RefSeq and is a predicted model, not a curated record. Gene Ontology annotation, cellular component: endoplasmic reticulum; membrane.
CGCGGCGGGCCGGGACGGGAGCGGAGGGCGGAGGGUAGAAGUAGGGGCGGGCGGGCCGCGCCAGUCCCCGAGCCGCGCACGCGGAGCCGACCGAGCCACGCCGAGGGCGCCGAGCAAGGCGGCCGAGCCCGAGCACCCAUGCUGCUGCCGCUGGCCUGGGGCUCGCUCUUCUUCCCGGGGCUCUUCGGGGUCUGCACCUGGGGGCUGCGGCGCGCGCGGCCCGCCUGGACCCACCACGACUGCGUGAUGAUCAGCACCAGGCUGGUUUCUUCAGUGCAGGCUGUGUUGGCCACCGGGUCUGGGAUCAUCGUCAUCCGCUCCUGCAGCGACGUGAUCACCGACAGGCACUGGCUUGCCCGAGAGUAUGUCUGGUUUUUGAUUCCCUACAUGAUCUAUGACACCUACGCCAUGUACCUCUGUGAAUGGUAUCGAGCUGGGGACCAGAGCAGCAGACAUUCCCUCACCAUUUUUCGAAACUUCCUAAGCAAAAACCGCCUCAUGAUCACACACCAUGUGUUCAUUCUGCUUGUCCUUGUGCCCAUUGCCCAGGAAGAGAAAUGGGAAUGCAGAGUGAGUAACGAGUCAUUCCCGAGGACCUACCGGGUGACAGAAGCUCAGGGGAGAGCUUGGAGACUUCUUUGUCGGCUGCAUCUUCACAGCAGAACUGAGCACUCCAUUUGUAUCGCUGGGCAGAAUUCUGAUCCAGCUAAAGCAGCAGCACACGCUGCUGUACAAGGUGAACGGAAUCCUCACGCUGACCACUUUCUUCUUGUGUCGGAUCCUCCUCUUCCCUUUCAUGUACUGGUCCUACGGCCGGCAGCAGGGACUGAGCCUGCUCCGAGUGCCCUUCCACAUUCCUUUCCACUGCAAUGUGGCCAAUGCCUUCCUCAUCGCGCCACAGAUCUACUGGUUCUCUCUGCUGUGCAAAAAGGCAGCCCGGCUCUUUGAUGUUCCUCCAGCCAAAAAGGACAGUUGAUGGCUCCCAUGAGUCAGGCAGUGAGGCCGCCUACUCAGUAUUCCCUGGACCAAAUUGCAAAUUGUGUCUUGGGUGGCCUCAGCCUUUUGGGUAUUGUUCAGCAGAUGGAUUUGAGUUUUUAUAAAGGAUAUUCACUAUCACCUCCCUCUUCUAACCUGCCCCUUUUGCAAAAGCACUUUUUCCCUUAGCAACAACUGUUGGAUCCUGUCAGAGCUCCACUGGCAGCGAGGUGGUUUUAAUGCAAAGCCCAAGGAUCCUUCCUUGGGUCUUACCUCCAGGGCUCUGGGAGGUAGAAACGGGGGGUGUGGAGAAAGGGGUACCAAGGUGCUAAGCAGCCGGGCACCUGCCUGGUCCUAAUAUUGGUGGCUCCCCACCUUUCCAACCACUCAGGGCAGUAUCUAUACGCUGGGCCAGCAGAAGCGAGUGACGACUUGGUUCUUUACAUAAUUUUUUGUAAUGCUGGCCUGGGAAAAUCACUGUGGGUAGGUAGUUUUUUUGUUUACUAAAUAACCUGUUGGUCCUUUGCCUCAUUCUCUCAUCCAUGUGCCAACAUAAAAUCCUGCCUACUGACUUCCAAUCAGAAGUCUCUCUGGCGGGGUGCAGUAGGAGGCAGGGAUGGGAGCCUGAAGCACCUGAGUAGGUAGGCAGGCCCGUGGGUCAGCACCUCUGCAGGCUGACUUGGAAAGACCAAUGUCAAACUUAUGAGCUUGUUGUCAACAGGUAAGAUACUGUUCUCUUUUUAAGUACCCUCAAGCCCAGCUUCCCCCAUAUCCACACAUACAGGAUGCUCUUGUUAAAAACUACAGGGGUAACACAAAAUGACAGCUGCUGAGCUAUUCACUGGGUGACCCCACUCUUUGACACUCCUUUUCCUAUGGAGUAGGAUGGACUUCAGUAUUCCAAACCGUGAGAUGUCUCAUCUAGAUGGCCUCCUGAUAAGCCAGAGCUUGUGGUCCAAAGCCUGUUCCUCUGAGUUACCACCAUUUAGCCACAGAAGGCUGGAGAGCAAGAGUGCAAGACAGCCCUGGCCCAAAUAUGUUUUGUGGACUGACUCCUACCUACCAUUUGCAAAUAGCAUCCUCUGGUGCCAACACUAAUUAUUCCUUAACAAUAAGAAAGGAUUUUAGAAACUGCUACCAUGGAAUUUCUUCCCAAGUGGCAGUGAAAAACUAGAUUUUUUUGAAAAGUGCCUUUUAAUUCAUUGUUGUCUGUGAACUUUUAAAAGUACUGAAUGUGUGACAGUGUCAAAUUUUGACUGUUUCGGUCUUUAAUGGGUGCCGUUUAAAAAAAGGCUGUAAUUUUUUUACUGUUUUGUUUACUGUCAGUAUAUCUUUAUUAAUCACCCCUGUGGUGAUUAAAUUGCACUAAUACUUUCCAACUUAAUUCUCAUUUGUGAAAUACAUUCAUGCCAACUUCCAG